Molecule: messenger RNA, 2451 nt
Organism: Rangifer tarandus platyrhynchus (Svalbard reindeer)
Lineage: Eukaryota; Metazoa; Chordata; Mammalia; Artiodactyla; Cervidae
Source: the annotation of a GenBank genome assembly
AUGUCUCUGAGCAGCGCCUUCCGGGCUGUGGGCAACGACCCUGGGAUCAUCACCUGGAGAAUAGAGAAAAUGGAGCUGGCGCUGGUGCCCUUGCGUGCCCACGGCAACUUCUAUGAGGGAGACUGCUACGUCAUCCUCUCGACGCGGAGAGUGGGCAGCCUCCUCUCCCAGGACAUCCACUUCUGGAUCGGGAAGGACUCCUCCCAGGACGAGCAGAGCUGUGCGGCCAUCUACACCGCGCAGCUGGACGACUACCUGGGGGGCAGCCCCGUUCAGCACCGGGAGGUCCAGUACCACGAGUCCGACACCUUCCGCGGCUACUUCAAGCAGGGCAUCAUCUACAAGAAGGGUGGUGUGGCCUCUGGGAUGAGGCACGUGGAGACCAACACCUACAACGUGAAGCGGCUGCUGCACGUGAAGGGGAAGAGAAACAUCCGGGCCAGCGAGGUGGAAAUGAGCUGGGACAGUUUUAACCGAGGAGACGUCUUCCUGCUGGAUCUUGGGAAGGUCAUCGUCCAGUGGAACGGCCCGGAGAGCAGCAGCGGGGAGCGCCUGAAGGCGAUGCUUCUGGCAAAGGAUAUUCGGGACAGGGAGCGAGGGGGUCGUGCUGAGAUAGGAGUGAUCGAGGGAGACAAGGAGGCAGCCAGCCCGGAGCUGAUGAAGGUUCUUCAGGACACCCUCGGCCGGCGCUCCAUUAUCCAACCGGCAGUCCCAGACGAGGUCAUAGAUCAGCAGCAGAAAUCAAACAUCACGCUGUAUCAUGUCUCAGACUCGUCUGGGCAGCUGGCGGUCACGGAGGUAGCGACGAGGCCUCUGGUCCAGGACUUACUGAACCCUGAUGACUGCUACAUCCUGGACCAAAGCGGAACCAAGAUCUACGUGUGGAAAGGAAGGGGAGCUACAAAGGCUGAGAAACAGAUGGCCAUGUCUAAAGCCCUGAACUUCAUCAGGAUGAAGGGCUACCCCAGCAGCACCAACGUGGAGACCGUCAACGACGGUGCCGAGUCGGCCAUGUUCAAGCAGCUGUUCCAGAAGUGGACAGUGAAGGAGCAGACCGUGGGUCUGGGGAAGACGUUCAGUGUGGGUAAAGUCGCGAAGGUUUUCCAGGAUAAGUUUGAUGUAACUGUGCUGCACGCCAAACCAGAGGUGGCAGCCCGGGAAAGAAUGGUGGACGACGGCAAUGGCAAAGUCGAGGUCUGGAGGAUAGAAAACCUGGAGCUGGUCCCCGUGGAGCACCAGUGGUAUGGCUUCUUUUACGGGGGAGACUGCUAUCUGGUUCUCUACACAUACGAGAUGCAUGGGAAGCCUCAUUACAUCCUGUAUAUCUGGCAGGGCCGCCACGCCUCACAGGAUGAGCUGGCAGCCUCGGCAUAUCAGGCGGUAGAGGUGGACCGGCAGUUUGAAGGGGCCCCCGUGCAGGUUUGGGUCACCAUGGGGAAGGAGCCGCGCCACUUCAUGGCCAUCUUCAAAGGAAAGCUGGUCAUCUUUGAGGGUGGGACUUCGAGGAAGGGAAAUGCCGAGCCGGAUCCUCCAGUAAGACUCUUCCAGAUUCAAGGACAUGACAGAUCUAACACCAAAGCAGUGGAGGUCCCAGCCUUCACCUCCUCCCUAAACUCCAACGAUGUCUUUCUGCUGCGGACCCAGGCAGAGAAUUACCUGUGGUGUGGCAAGGGGUCCAGUGGGGAUGAGCGGGCCGUGGCCACGGAGCUGGCCGGACUUCUCUGUGAGGGCGCGGAGAACACAGUGGCCGAGGGCCAGGAGCCGGCUGAGUUCUGGGACCUGCUGGGAGGGAAAGCUCCCUACGCCAGUGCCAGGAGACUACAGCAGGAGAUCCUAGACGUCCAGUCUCGCCUCUUCGAAUGUUCCAAUAAGACUGGCCGGUUCACUGUCACUGAGAUCACAGACUUCACCCAGGACGACCUGAACCCAGGUGACGUGAUGCUCCUGGAUACCUGGGACCAGGUGUUCCUGUGGAUCGGGGCCGAGGCCAAUGCGGCGGAGAAGGAGGGCGCUCUGACUGCCGCCCAGGAGUACCUGCACACUCACCCCAGCGGCCGCGACACCAGCACACCGAUCCUGAUCGUUAAGCGGGGGUUCGAGCCUCCCAUCUUCACAGGCUGGUUCCUGGCCUGGGACCCUCACAUGUGGAGCGCAGGGAAAUCAUAUGAACAGUUAAAAGAGGAGCUGGGAGACGCUGCUGCUAUCACAAGAAUCAUUGCUGAUAUGAGGGACACAACCCUUCCCCUGAAUUCUGAGCCAAAAUAUUACCCCCUAGAAGUUCUGUUGAAAAAUCAGAGUCAGGAGUUGCCAGAGGAUGUGAAUCCUGCCAAAAAGGAGAAUUACCUCUCGGAACAGGACUUUGUUUCCGUGUUUGGCAUCACCAGAGGGCAGUUUGCUGCUCUGCCUGGCUGGAAACAGCUCCAGAUGAAGAAAGAAAAGGGGCUUUUCUGA